GGCAGCGGCCAGGAGAGAGGCAACUCUAGACCCUGGAAGUAAUCUCUCAGACCACACAGCCCUCAAAGAAGCAGCCAGGCUACUCUCUCCCUCUGACACCAUCUUGCCGCUGGACCUGAGUCCCUCCACAAAGGACACCAUGAGCACAGAAAGCAUGAUCCGCGACGUGGAGCUGGCUGAGGAGGCGCUCCCCAAGAAGGCAGGGGGCCCUCAGAGCUCCAGGCGGUGCUUGUGUCUCAGCCUCUUCUCCUUCCUCCUCGUGGCAGGAGCCACCGCGCUCUUCUGCCUGCUGCACUUCGGGGUGAUUGGCCCCCAGAGGGAAGAGCACCCGAUUGGCGCCCUGCUGCCCCAGACCCUUGGAUUAUCUUCUCGAACCUCAAAUGACAAGCCUGUUGCCCAUGUUGUAGCAGACCAGCAGACUGUGGGGCAGCUGCAGUGGCAGAGCAAGGUCGCCAACGCCCUCCUGGCCAACGGUGUGCAGCUGGUAGACAACCAGCUGGAGGUGCCAUCAGACGGGCUGUACCUGAUCUACUCCCAGGUCCUCUUCAGGGGCCAAGACUGCCCUCAAACCCAGCUGCUGCUCACCCACACCAUCAAACGCUUUGCUGUCUCCUACCCAGACAAGGUCAACCUCCUGUCUGCCAUCAAGAGCCCUUGCCAGAGGGAGACCCCAGAGGGGAUGGAGGCCAAGCCCUGGUACGAACCCAUCUACCUGGGAGGUGUCUUCCAGCUGGAGAAGGGUGAUCGGCUCAGUGCAGAGAUCAACCUGCCCGACUAUCUCGAUUUUGCUGAGUCCGGGCAGGUCUACUUCGGGCUCAUCGCCCUGUGAGGGAGCAGCACGUCCAUCCUCGUCCCCUCAUCCCCUGUAUUAUCCACUCCUCCGGCCCCUUCAUCCCCUCUGCUUUAGAAAGGGAAUUCGGGGCUCAGGACUGAGAACUUUAAACAGCACUUAGAAACCUAGGGUGCACAGAUGUGUGACCUGGACAAUGGGGCCUCAGGUCUAGGUACCUGAACGCAACCUGGGACACCUGGAAUGUGGGGGCCAGGAACCUCUAGUUCUGGCCAGAACACUUCAGAACAUCCCUUUAGAAGAUCUUCCC
Molecule: messenger RNA, 1100 nt
Organism: Molossus molossus (Pallas's mastiff bat)
Lineage: Eukaryota; Metazoa; Chordata; Mammalia; Chiroptera; Molossidae
Gene: TNF
Product: tumor necrosis factor
Exons: 4
Coding region: 140-829 (229 amino acids)
Biological process (GO): positive regulation of transcription by RNA polymerase II; extrinsic apoptotic signaling pathway via death domain receptors; immune response
Cellular component (GO): cell surface; membrane
Molecular function (GO): CD40 receptor binding; cytokine activity; tumor necrosis factor receptor binding
Source: RefSeq, a predicted model, not a curated record